AUGAAUCUGAGCUGGUCUGAAGCUCUGAGAUACUGCAGAGAGAAUCAUGUGGAUCUGGUUUCAGUUGAUUCAGAGGAGAUUCAGUUCAUGGUGACUAAAGUGAUUCAUCGGUCCUCUACUGACGCUGUGUGGAUGGGGUUACGUCACUCCUGUGCUGUUGGUCUUUGGUUCUGGGUGAAUGGAGAGAUGGUCUGCUAUCAGAAUUGGGCUCCAGGGAAUGAAACCGCAGUGAACGACUGUGACUGUGAAGUGAAAUCUGGAGCAGUUCAGUCUAGAGGAGAUCAUCUCUGGAUCAGCCGUCCUCAAUCUCACAAACUCAACUUCAUCUGCAGCAGAAAAUAA
Molecule: messenger RNA, 342 nt
Organism: Misgurnus anguillicaudatus (oriental weatherfish)
Lineage: Eukaryota; Metazoa; Chordata; Actinopteri; Cypriniformes; Cobitidae
Source: RefSeq, a predicted model, not a curated record